ACUAAUGUUGGUGAUAUUUGUGCCAAAAAAUAUUGCUAUUUACAUCUGGCCUGCUCAGUGAUGUGCAGGCCUGGUUGCAUCUAGCCCUUGAACAGUUUUCGUCACCUGUAACAUAUGUAUGAAAAUGUAGCAUUUAACAUUAGGGUGGAUGUGGGUUCUCCUAUUGCAAAGUCUGAAAGCUAGAGAGGUUUUAUACCUGGAAGCUGUAUCUUGCAUCUUAGGGCUAUAUUGCAUUUUUAAAACUUUUGUCUGAGUUAAGAUAAUCCCAGGCAUUAAUGACUCUGGAAGGCUUUCUGGAAGGAAAAGCAACCACAAACCAUUCUUUUCAUGAACAGAAUGGCCAAAGUCACUGUAUAUUUGUAUGUAGGGAUAUACAUAUACAUAUAUUGACUUAGUGUUGAACAUUUAGUGAUUAUUGCUUGUAUUAAACCGAUUUGUAUUAAUGACUCAGUGAAACAAUUACCUCUUUACUCAGAAACAAGCAUUGCUAUUAGGUUCUUAAAGUCUGAUCCAUUAGUUUCAUGGAUGGGGUGUGAAUCAACCUUGAUGUUGAUUUUUGAAGAUUCAGAACUAACUUCCCACUCCAUUGAAAGAGUGACAACCACAAGGCUCAUUUUAAAGCGUUCAGUCUGCAGUUGACCUCCUCUAGGAGUGGGUAGUGCAGGGGUACAGCUCCCAUAGGGCGUCAUCAAAGCCUCAGUGAUCAGGCGUCAGUAACAGCCUCCUCUUUGUGGAAGAUUUCUGGAAGGUUGGCAAGCACUGUCCUGAAAGAGCUGUGUUCUCUGGUCCCCUGAAGAGCCCAGACCACCCAUUCUGUUUAUGCAUGUUCAGCUGAUCAGCUCCUAUGCUCAGUUCAGUAACUUCCAGUUCCAGCAGAUCUUACCACAAAGACCAGGAUUUACCAGGAGAGAUUUCCAUGGAGGAAAAAAGAAAUGAAACUCGGUUAGAGUUCACAACAUUUUCAGUGUUAAGAUUGAUCUUUCUUAAGACAUACUAGGACAUCUUAUAUUUUUAAUAUUUUCAUCAUUGGUAUAGAAAUUCUGUAGGAACAUUUAGGAGCCAAGAAGAAGAACAUUUUAUGCAUUUGACUACUAGGAAGUUGGUGAAGCUUUCUUCUUUAACAUCUGUUCUCCUUGGUAGCCUAUUGAAACAGGCUCCAGUUGAGUCCUGGUCAAGUGAGUAGCUCAUUCUCUUGAUGGGAUAGUGUAGGCAGAGUGGAGAGAACCUACAGGCUGGAUUGGGGGAUGAGUUGCCAUAUCUGUGCCCUGUCCAGUCGACCAUUGUGUAUAGCUAAGGUUGACUGAAGCAUCUUCGUCACCCCAUUUUGUGCCAACUCUUAUUUUUCCAUAAGGAUUCUCAAUUUUAUUUGUUGUGUUUCUUGUACUUAAUCUUACCUAGGAUAAACACAUCUUCAGGAGAUUUCUUUUUGUUCUUUUUUUUUUUUGUCUGAGGCUCAGAUGUUGGGCACGUUGUUUUAUAUUGUUAGUCAAUUCCUGGUUUUAAGAAUAAAUACAGGAUUAGCAUGAGUGGUAAGAAUCCAGGAACAAACUAAAUAGCAGGACAAGAAUGGACAAUUAGGGUGUCUAAGUGUAGGAGAUACUUUUUUUUCUUGAACCUUAAUAUUCAUUGAAUAAAGUAAAUGGGAAUAACCAAGUGCAUGCUAUUCUGGAGGCAUCUGAAACAUCAAUUAUGAAACCAGUCAAGAAAAUCCCUAGAGUGUUUUCUUAAUCUUCCUCCUUCCAAAGUGUUCCUCCUUUCAAUCUUGUGUAACACUUCAGUAGCGUGAAUCUCUCAUACCUGCAGCUACAUCUGUAGGUUUGGGAAGAAGCUUUCAUCAUUGGGCUGCAAGGCUGGAACAAAGCGAGCAUGCAGUUGUGUCUGAUGUUAGUUGCCUUUCUGACUUGGUCUUUGUAAGUGUUCACUGGCGCACCUGUGUGUUCAUUCAGCAGUAUUUACUGAGGGCCUACUGUGUGCUCCAUGCUGCUCUGGAUGCAGAGAGAAGCAAGACAGACAAGCCUGCUCCCCUCUGAAGCUUACCUUGUUAGUGUAGGUGACAGUAAGUAGGAAAAAAUACCAAUACUAUUAGAUGGCACUUAGAGGUGGGAAGGAAACAGAGCCAGCAAGAAACUAGAGACUUGGGGGCUGAUGAGGGUGGUCAGGGGAGGCUUUGCAUGACCUCAGAUUAUAUGAUGGAAUGAACUCUGCAGAGAUCUGGAGUGGGAGUGUUUUCAGAAGUGGGAAUAGCAGGUAAGGUCUUGAGGCCUGAAGAAGCGAAGUUCCGAGCAGUCUCAGACCCUGCAAGGCUAGUCGUGGGCAAGGAGGGAGUGUGGCCAGGAGGCCCUAGGAGGCCUGGAAAGAAGGAAGCCCCUGGAGGGUUUGAGAAGGGAGUGAGGUGGUCUGAUUUGCACAUUAAAAGGAUCACUCUGCUGGGUGGGGGACAGACUAUAGGAGGAUUAAAGGGCCAGCUGGGCAGUGGGCACCUGUGUGUCUCCACUUACAUCUGUGUGUGGCUCCCCUCCCCCAGGGAUGGAGGCCUGGACCAGGGUGAUCCGUCCAGAAGGGGCACAGCUCUGGCUGAGGGCUUGGCUGCAAAAUGGGAGGGAAGGGAGGGCCAGGAAUGACUCCUUGGGUUCUCCUGUAUUCACGGUACAUUCCUGUGGACAGCAAAGGGUGAAGGUGUGGGAAAUACAGGAUGGGUGAAUGGGAAAAAACAUACUCAGUGUGUAUUUAAAAUAAUGGAAAAUGUCUCAUUUGUGGAUAGAGUCGCUUAGUCGAUGCUGAGAUGCGUCUUGUGGAACAGAAUUUUUGGGACAUUUGCAGGAUGAGUUAGAUGAACUCCGUGCUGAGAUGGAAGAGAUGAGAGACAGUUAUUUAGAGGAAGAUGUUUACCAGCUGCAGGAACUUCGGCGAGAACUGGACCGUGCUAAUAAAAACUGCCGAAUCCUGCAGUACCGUCUUCGGAAAGCUGAGCAGAAAAGCCUGAAAGUGGCUGAGACAGGUCAGGUGGAUGGCGAGCUUAUCCGAAGCCUGGAGCAGGACUUGAAGGUAGCCAAAGAUGUAUCUGUCAGAUUGCACCACGAACUGAAGACGGUGGAGGAAAAGCGCGCUAAAGCUGAGGAUGAAAAUGAAACUCUCCGACAGCAGAUGAUUGAAGUAGAAAUAUCCAAACAGGCCCUCCAGAAUGAGCUGGAGAGACUGAAAGAGAGUUCCCUAAAAAGAAGAAGCACUCGGGAAAUGUACAAGGAGAAGAAAACCUUUAACCAGCAGAAUGGUGGAAUGGAGCGCGCUGGGAACUGCAGGCCCGCAACCAAAACCCAAAGGAAGCUGGCGCCCCGGCGCAAGGAUGACAGUGCCGAUUUGAGGUGCCAGCUCCAGUUUGCCAAAGAGGAAGCCUUCCUGAUGCGCAAAAAGAUGGCCAAGCUAGGAAGGGAGAAGGACGAGCUGGAGCAGGAGCUCCAGAAGUACAAGUCCCUCUAUGGGGAUGUGGACAGCCCCCUGCCCACGGGGGAAGCAGGCGGGCCCCCCAGCACCCGGGAGGCCGAGCUGAAGCUGCGGCUGAAGCUGGUGGAGGAGGAAGCCAACAUCUUGGGCCGGAAGAUCGUGGAGCUGGAGGUGGAGAACCGUGGCCUCAAGGCAGAGAUGGAGGACAUGCGGGGCCAGCAGGAGCGGGAGGGCCUGGGCCGGGACCACGCACCCAGCAUUCCUACCUCACCCUUCGGCGACUCCCUGGAGUCCUCCACUGAGCUCCGCCGCCACCUGCAGUUUGUGGAAGAGGAAGCGGAGCUGCUCCGGAGGUCCAUCUCCGAGAUCGAAGACCACAACCGGCAGCUGACCCACGAGCUCAGCAAGUUUAAGUUUGAGCCUCCCCGGGAGCCGGACUGGCUCGGGGAGGGUGCGAGUCCUGGUGCCGGGGGUGGGGCCCCCCUGCAGGAGGAGCUGAAGUCAGCCAGGCUGCAGAUCAGCGAGCUCAGCGGCAAGGUGCUCAAACUGCAGCACGAGAACCAUGCGCUGCUGUCCAACAUCCAGCGCUGCGACCUGGCAGCGCACCUGGGGCUGCGUGCCCCCAGUCCCCGGGACAGCGAUGCCGAGAGCGAUGCCGGCAAGAAGGAGAGUGAAGGGGAGGAGAGCCGCCUGCCGCAGCCCAAGCGGGAAGGCCCUGUUGGCGGGGAGAGUGACUCGGAGGAGAUGUUCGAGAAGACGUCGGGCUUCGGGAGCGGGAAGCCAUCGGAGGCCAGCGAGCCGUGUGCCACGGAGCUCCUGAAGGCCCGGGAGGACUCCGAGUGCCUAGUGACCCUAAAACACGAGGCCCAGCGGCUAGAGCGGACGGUGGAGCACCUCAUCGCGGACACCGACAGGUUCCUCCGUGACGCGGGGGUGCAGGGUGGUGCACCCUCGCCGGGGCCUGGCCUCCAGGGUGAAGAGGAGCUGGGCGAGGGGGACCAGCAGGAGCCUCACCUGCUGGGGACCAUCAACGCCAAGAUGAAGUCUUUCAAGAAAGAGCUUCAGGCCUUCCUGGAGCAGGUGAACCGCAUUGGGGAUGGCCUAUCCCCCUUGCCCCACCUCACAGAGUCCUCUAGCUUCCUCUCCACUGUGACUUCCGUGUCCCGGGACUCCCCCAUCGGGAACCUGGGGAAGGAGCUGGGCCCAGACUUGCAGUCCAGACUGAGGGAGCAGCUAGAGUGGCAGCUGGGGCCGGCCCGAGGGGACGAGCGGGAGAGCCUGCGCCUCCGAACUGCACGGGAGCUGCACCGCCGCGCAGACGGGGACGCCGGGAGCCAUGGGCUGGGAGGCCAGACCUGCUUCAGUCUGGAGCUCAGGGGCCCCUCUGUUUUACCUGAGCAGAGUGUAUCCAUAGAGGAGCUACAGGGUCAGCUCGUGCAGGCGGCCAGACUGCAUCAAGAGGAGACAGAGACAUUUACAAACAAGAUCCAUAAGAUGGAGGAGGAGCACCUCUAUGCCUUGAGGUGGAAAGAACUGGAAAUGCACAGCCUGGCUUUGCAAAACAGCCUCCAUGAGCGAACCUGGAGUGAUGAGAAGAAUCUGAUGCAGCAGGAGCUCCGGUCCUUGAAGCAGAACAUUUUCCUCUUCUACGUCAAACUCAGGUGGCUGCUGAAACACUGGCGGCAAGGGAAGCAGAUGGAGGAGGAAGGAGAGGAGUUCACUGAGGGUGAGCAUCCAGAGACCCUCUCCGGGCUUGGGGAGCUUGGAGUCCAGGGGAGUCACCAGGUGGAUGGCCCAGACCACGACGACAGUGACCGAGGCUGUGGCUUUCCAGUGGGGGAGCACUCCCCACACUCCCGGGUUCAGAUAGGAGACCACAGCUUACGGCUGCAGACCACGGACAGGGGACAGUCCCACAAGCAGGUGGUGGAAAACCAGCAGCUGUUCAGCGCCUUCAAGACCUUGCUGGAGGACUUCCGUGCGGAGCUGCGGGAGGACGAGCGUGCCCGACUGCGGCUGCAGCAGCAGUAUGCCAGCGACAAGGCGGCCUGGGACGUGGAGUGGGCCAUGCUCAAGUGCCGUCUGGAACAGCUGGAAGAGAAGACUGAGAACAAGUCGGGAGAACUAGGCUCCUCCGCUGAGAGCAAGGGGGCCUUGAAGAAGGAGAGAGAGGUGCACCAGAAGCUCCUGGCCGACAGCCACAGCCUGGCCAUGGACCUGCGCUGGCAGAUCCAUCACAGCGAGAAGAACUGGAACCGGGAGAAGGUGGAACUUCUCGACCGCCUGGACAGAGAUCGGCAGGAGUGGGAGCGGCAGAAGAAAGAACUCCUGUGGAGGAUAGAGCAGUUGCAGAAAGAGAACAGUCCCCGGAGAGGUGGCAGUUUCCUCUGUGAUCAAAAAGACGGCAACGUUCGCCCCUUUCCCCACCAGGGGAGCCACCGCGUGCCCCGUCCUGUGGCCAUGUGGCCUUGUGCAGACGCCGACUCCAUCCCGUUUGAAGACCAGCCGCUGUCCAAGCUGAAGGAGUCGGACAGGUGCUCGGCCAGUGAGAAUCUCUACCUGGAUGCCUUGUCCCUGGAUGACGAGCCAGAGGAGCCACCAGCCCACAGGCCCGAGAGGGAGUUCAGGAAUCGCCUCCCUGAGGAAGAAGAAAAUCACAAGGGGAAUCUUCAAAGGGCAGUGUCCGUGUCCUCCAUGUCUGAGUUCCAGCGCCUCAUGGACAUCUCCCCGUUCCUGCCUGAGAAGGGCCUGCCGUCCACCAGCAGCAAGGAGGACAUCACCCCACCCCUGUCUCCAGACGACCUCAAGUACAUUGAGGAGUUCAACAAGAGCUGGGACUACACACCCACCAGGGGCCACAAUGGUGGGGGGCCAGACCUCUGGGCCGACAGGACCGAGGUGGGGCGGGCAGGGCACGAGGACAGCACAGAGCCCUUCCCCGACUCCUCCUGGUACCUAACCACAAGUGUCACCAUGACCACGGACACCAUGACCAGCCCAGAGCACUGCCAGAAGCAGCCGCUGCGGAGCCACGUCCUCACCGAGCAGUCGGGGGUGCGCGUGUUACACAGCCCGCCUGCCGUGCGCAGGGUCGACAGCAUCACGGUGGCGGGUGGUGAGAGUCCCUUUCCCACAAGCAGAGCCAGAGGGAGCCUGGGAGACACCAAGGGGGGCCCUCCAGAACCCAUGCUCAGCAGGUGGCCUUGCACCUCCCCCAGGCACUCCCGGGACUACGUGGAGGGGGCACGGCGCCCCCUCGACAGCCCUCUCUGUACCUCCCUGGGGUUUGCCUCCCCCCUGCACAGCCUGGAGAUGUCCAAGAACUUGAGUGAUGACAUGAAGGAGGUGGCCUUCUCUGUCAGGAGUGCCAUCUGCUCCGGCCCUGGUGAGCCACAAGUCAAGGACAUGGCCUGCCAGACCAAUGGGUCCCGGACGAUGGGGACCCAGACUGUUCAGACCAUCAGUGUGGGCUUGCAGACUGAAGCCCUGCGUGGCAGCGGUGUCACCAGCAGCCCCCACAAGUGUCUCACGCCAAAGGCUGGGGGCGGUGCUACACCCGUGUCGUCUCCUUCCCGAAGCCUUAGAAGCAGACAGGUGGCCCCCGCCAUCGAGAAGGUGCAGGCCAAGUUUGAACGCACAUGCUGCUCUCCCAAGUAUGGUUCUCCCAAGCUGCAGAGGAAGCCCCUCCCCAAAGCUGACCAGCCAAAUAACAGGACGUCACCGGGGAUGGCCCAGAAAGGGUACAGUGAGUCAGCCUGGGCCCGCUCCACCACCACAAGGGAGAGCCCCGUGCACACCACCAUCAACGAUGGCCUCUCCAGCCUCUUCAAUAUCAUCGACCACAGCCCCGUGGUGCAGGACCCCUUCCAGAAGGGGCUGCGGGCCGGCAGUCGGUCUCGCUCAGCAGAACCCCCACCAGAGCUGGCCCCAGGCCAGGAAACAGGCACCAGUUCCCGAGGAAGGUCACCUAGCCCCAUUGGGGUGGGCUCAGAGAUGUGCAGGGAGGAAGGGGGAGAGGGCACGCCAGUGAGGCAGGACUUAUCUGCUCCCCCUGGCUACACACUCACUGAGAACGUGGCCCGGAUCCUCAACAAGAAGCUGCUGGAGCAUGCCUUAAAGGAGGAGAGGAGGCAGGCUGCCUACGGGCCCCCGGGUCUCCACAGUGACAGCCACUCGCUGGGGGACACAGCCGAGCCAGGGCCCAUGGAGGAACUACCUUGUUCUGCACUAGCUCCAUCCCUAGAGCCCUGCUUCUCCAGGCCCGAGAGACCAGCAAACCGUCGCCCUCCGUCCCGGUGGGCCCCACAUUCCCCCACUGCCUCACAGCCUCAGUCACCCGGAGACCCGACGUCCUUGGAGGAGCAUGGUGGCGAGGAGCCGCCCGAGGAGCAGCCACACCAUGAUGCAAGCUUGCAUGGAUUAUCACAGUAUAAUUCACUGUAAUUUGCAUAACCACACCAUCGCCAUGAACAAAACUCUGCCCAAAAGGAGAGAUCUAGUUUUCUCAAGGUCAAAGAAUGUUUUUUAAAAACACACAGCUGCUGAAUGUUCAACCUGUGAAACUGAGAUGUUUCUAGAAUGAAACAGUAAAUGUGCCUGUAAUAAUUUUUUUCAUAGCUCAGAAAACUAUUUUUGUCUCCAUCUUUUUUAUACACAGUAUAUUAAAUGAAAAGAUAAAUAAGGUAUAAAUAGAUUUAAAAAAUAAAAGUGUUAAAAAAUGUACAUUUUAAGAGAUUUUGAACACCCUGCUAUCAAUACCUGACUGCCUCUCUGUUAAAUUUGCCCUGUUACAUUUUGGUUCAGUUUAUUUCCAUGUUGAAUUAGAGUGGAUUAAGUUAAUUUUAUUUUGUCAGUGUUACUGUUUUUUAAGACUUUUUUAAUGCUUCAGACUGUCUGAUUCAGUGAACUUUUUGUAGUGAAAAAGCCAUGAAGCCAGUAGACAAGACAGAUAUUCUGUAUACUGGAGGGGAUACAGGACGUUUUUGAAAAGGUACAAAGCCCUCAGUGGGCUUAGAAACUUCACUGUAUGAUCCUUGUAUUAUGCUACUUGGCUUGCACGUCUUCGGGUGCAUGUAUAUACCGCUACUGUGUCCUCGCCAUCACCUAAAUGUGACUCAGUCUGUUCCACUGUAAUAUGUUGUGAAUUUCCUUGUACUGUACUUUUAUUGUUGGUCUUCUUGCAUCGAUGAUCCAACAGCAACAUUUUUAAAUUAUUGUGAAAAGAUUAACUGGCAGUGUACAGAGUUUACUGCAAGUUUUCUUAAGGGAAAACACGACAAAAGGCACGAGGAUACCAAUUGGAAACACGUGCUGGUGCCUCUGAGUCUGUAUGAGACCGUGAUGAAGUAGAAAUAAAGCCCUUCCGAGAUGGCA
Chlorocebus sabaeus (green monkey) is the source of this 8814-nucleotide messenger RNA. It is a transcript of the gene MTCL1, whose product is annotated as microtubule crosslinking factor 1. NCBI's taxonomy places the organism in Eukaryota, Metazoa, Chordata, Mammalia, Primates, Cercopithecidae. The record is from RefSeq and is a predicted model, not a curated record. Gene Ontology annotation, biological process: regulation of autophagy; establishment or maintenance of epithelial cell apical/basal polarity; microtubule bundle formation. Gene Ontology annotation, molecular function: microtubule binding. Gene Ontology annotation, cellular component: spindle pole; lateral plasma membrane; midbody.